Messenger RNA from Diaporthe citri, 1641 nucleotides. RefSeq lists its product as uncharacterized. Gene Ontology annotation, biological process: carbohydrate transport; transmembrane transport. The transcript is spliced from 3 exons. Gene Ontology annotation, molecular function: carbohydrate:proton symporter activity. Gene Ontology annotation, cellular component: membrane. NCBI's taxonomy places the organism in Eukaryota, Fungi, Ascomycota, Sordariomycetes, Diaporthales, Diaporthaceae. The record is from RefSeq and is a predicted model, not a curated record. The coding region runs from base 1 to 1641 and encodes 546 amino acids.
AUGGUUCUCGAAAAAGACACAGAGCAGGCCACGAGCCCCGAGACUGCCACGCCCCCUGCGGAUGUGGCCAGCUCAGACGGCAGCGCCACCACCGGGCGGCCCGUCAAGUUCAUGGGCGCCAUGGGCCACAAGCUCACGGUGAUGCAGACACUCUUCAUCGUGAUGCCGUCCUUCAUCUGCUUCGGAUACAACCAGGCUGGCUUGGGUGGGCUGAUCACCAUGGAGGACUGGGCCAAGACGUUCCCUCAGAUCGACACCAUCAACGUCACGGGCAGCGAGAAGAGCGCCCACUCGACGCUUCAGGGCUUCGUCGUCGCAACCUUUGUCAUUGGCGCCAUGAUCGGCGCCCUGUCCUGCUCCUGGUCGGGCGACAAGUUCGGCCGCCGAAAUGUUAUCUUCGUCGCCGGUGUUGCCUCGCUCAUCGGCAUCAUCCUGGAGGCGACCGCCUUCUCCCUCGCACAGCUCAUCGUCGGCCGUAUCCUGGUGGGCUUCGGCGUCGGCCAGCUCAGCUCCAUCGUCCCCGUCUGGCAGAGUGAGACCGCGGGAGCCAGCAACCGUGGCCGUCACGUCGUCAUCGACGGGCUCUUCAUCUGCAUGGGUUACACUCUCGAGUCGUGGAUCAACCUUGGCUUCUUUGAGUUCAAGACCGGCCCCGUCACCUGGCGCCCACCGAUCGCCAUCGCUGUUGUCUUCUCGGCAGUCAUCAUUGCUUGCAUCUACCUCCUGCCCGAGUCGCCGCGAUGGCUCGUGAUGAAGAACAGGACCGAGGAGGCCCGCCGUGUCAUUGCUGCCUUCAGGGCCAAGCCACUGGAUGCCAUUGAGGUCCAGACCGAGCUCCAGGGGAUCGAAUACUCGCUCGAGGAGAAGACCGGACACAAGGUUAAGUUGACCGACAUGCUCUCUAUGGGAGAGGACAAGCUUCUUUACCGGUUCGGUCUUUGCAUGCUGCUGCAAUUCUACCAGCAGAUGUCGGGUACCAACCUCAUCUCUGUGUACGCAACCAUCAUCUUCCAGUCCAACCUGGGAAUGUCCUCGGAGAACGCCCGCGCCCUUACUGGAGGCGCGCUGACCUGGAAGUUCCUGUCGUCCUUCAUCGCCUUCUUCACCAUCGACCGCCUCGGGCGCCGUGCCGUCUUCAUGAUCUCUGGAGCGGGCAUGUGCGCCUGCAUGAUUGCCCUGGCCAUCACCACGUCCAUGGGCUCCGAGAACCAGCCGGCCCAGAUCGCCGCCGGUGUCUUCAUCUAUCUCUUCAACACAUUCGUGCCCAUCGGCUUCCUCGGCGCCAACUUCCUGUACUGUACCGAGGUUGCGCCCAUCCGCCUGCGCAUGGCCAUGUCUUCCAUCUCCACGGCGAACCACUGGCUCUGGAACUUUGUCAUCGUCAUGAUAACCCCAGUCGCGAUUGACACCAUCGGGUGGCAGUACUAUAUCGUUUUUGCCGUCAUCGGCUUCUGCAUCCCCGUCACCGUGUACUUCUUCUACCCCGAGACGAUGGGCCGCAACCUCGAGGAGAUCGACAUGAUGUUCAAGGACUCGCCCUCCAUCUGGGCCACCGUCAAGUUCGCAAAGACCAGGCCCAUCGGCAUGCCGACAGAGUUCGUCCAGGACAAGUCGAAGCACGCUACGGACCAUGUCGAAUAG